Adineta ricciae is the source of this 609-nucleotide messenger RNA. Lineage: Eukaryota; Metazoa; Rotifera; Eurotatoria; Adinetida; Adinetidae. The record is from the annotation of a GenBank genome assembly.
AUGCCCAAGUCACGUAAUAAGAAGGAUGCCAAUGUAUCGACUUCGAAAUUCUCGCAACCAUUACCACUAUUAGACAGUAUACGUGGUCAGACACAAUCAACGGUGAAUAUGGACAAUGAUUCAGACACAGAUAACUUGAAAAUACCACCAACAGCAGUUGGUUGGCAAUGUAACAUGGAUGAUUGGUCGGAUGCGAAAGCUCCGAACAGUGCAGAGAAUCAAUUUCCUCAAAGUCUUCGUUCACUUGAACGAAAACAAGAAAAAAAGAAAGAUCUUCUUCUAAAAACUUUGACAGUCAACCAUGAAAACAUGAACAAAGAAGCAGAGAAGAAGGCAUCAUCAGAUGAUAUUGAUCUUCCAAAGCUAACUCAACUUGUAACAGAUCUCAUAACCGGGAAUGGAGGUGAAAAAGCGUAUGACGACUUUUUGUCUAUUCUUCAAUAUUUCUCCGUGCAUUCAACUCGUGACGAUCAUCUCGAAGAAACCGUUUAUCAUUUAAUUCAAGCUGCGGUUAGUUUUAUUCGUUCGAAUCAACAACGAUUCGAUUUAACCAAACUCGACGAAUGUUAUCGUCGACGGCAUCUUCUUAAAAGCAAUUCUACUCAGUAG